AUGGGAAAAAACUGCAUGGUGCUGUUUUGCAGAAACCGAGGGGACAUUGAAGGCCUACAUUAUUUCUGUUUAACUUCCAAACGCUAUAGGUCAUGGAUGACAGCCAUUGGAAGAGAUCCUACUCGGGAAAUACUUCAUGCCAGUAAUAGAAUAUGUAGUGAUCAUUUCAGUGAGGACAGUUUUUAUUACAAAAAAGGAAAACAGUGUUUGAAACCACUUGCCACUCCUACCAUAAGGCUUGGUCUCAAAAAACCUCUCAUGGUUUCAAACACACAAGAACCAAGUUCAAGCAGCUCAGCUGAAAUUUUAUCUAUCUCACAAAAUAAUGAUGUAGAUGAAGAAUUAUUUUACAAUACAGAGGAGGUUAUUGACAUUCAUGAUGAGUCAGAAAAUGAUGAUUUGAUACUGAACAAAGAGCUGGAAAGCAGAAAAAGGAAGUCUACCGACUUUUCUUCAUCUACAGAUAAUGAAGAAUUUCAAGGACCACUCAAAAAAACCAGCAUAAACUACAAUGAUUAUAGUGUGGAUCCUAAAAAACUAGCCAUGCAUUUGGAACAGGCAAAGAAACACAAGCAGCAAGUUUUGAACAGACUGAAGUACACUAAAGAAAGAAUUAAUAGAUUGUCUAGAAAAGUCACCCAAUUAAAACAGGUUGUUUUGGAUUUGCAAAAUAAGAAUUGA
Phaedon cochleariae (mustard beetle) is the source of this 681-nucleotide messenger RNA. The record is from the annotation of a GenBank genome assembly. NCBI's taxonomy places the organism in Eukaryota, Metazoa, Arthropoda, Insecta, Coleoptera, Chrysomelidae.